Messenger RNA from Penicillium cinerascens, 999 nucleotides. RefSeq lists its product as uncharacterized. The coding region runs from base 1 to 999 and encodes 332 amino acids. NCBI's taxonomy places the organism in Eukaryota, Fungi, Ascomycota, Eurotiomycetes, Eurotiales, Aspergillaceae. The record is from RefSeq and is a predicted model, not a curated record. The transcript is spliced from 3 exons.
AUGCUUUUAUCUUGCGAACAUGUAAGUAGUUUCCCCAAAGAAAGGCAUUCGACUUUUGAACCUCAUUUUCCUAAUGAACCUAUCAUCAAGUCUGUCGUCAUUAGCACCGGCUGGGUCACAAUGAAGCCAAACAUUAUCCAAUUUCAAAACUAUAUGAUUGAAUGUGCGAGAUCGUUGGGUCAAGAAUUGGAGCAUCCAACGGACGCAUUGAUUUUACCACUAGUCCAGCUUCAAAACAUGGCGGAGGUGAAUCACCGCAGUCUUUCAACUGUUGAAAGCACUAUACGUGACCACAUGAAUGGCCUAGAUCUUGAAAUGAAGGUUCAAUCUUUUCAAGCCGAAUUCAAGCGGUGGAAGCACUCGCUUCCACUUAUCUGUCAGCAACCAAGUGGGAUGAACCUGGCCUGUGAGGUUGCUGUAAUGCAUGUCUACGAGAUGGAUCUCGUCAAUAUCUCUGCAACGAAAAUGCGGCCAAAGACUGAAUCUUUGAAAGAUUCAACGAGCUUGUCUUUUACGUCUCAAAUUCGCCUUGAAGUUCUCUUUCUCUGUUUGAAAUCGGCGGGGCAGCUUGCUCAGAGUUUCCUUUCCAUUCCAACAUCUGAAUACGGCAGACUUUCUUACAUACAGUGGUCUGGCAUGAUAUAUGCUAUCACUAUCAUUUAUAGACUGACAGUGGGGAUUCCCCAGCUUCGUGACUGGGAUGUUCGAGUUGCCCGGAAGACCAUUGACUUAGAUUGUGUUCUAGACGCAUUCUGCAGACGCUUCAAAAGUGUAUCGCUUUGUGAUCACGCCACAUUGGAGAAUAGAGACCUAUUCUCGAUGAUGGGAUCCAUUUUUGAAAACAUUAAGCAGACCUACGACAGACUCAAGCAGUUGCCGCAGAAUGUUAGUGCAGACGACGCCAGCCCAGUUCAUGCCACUAGCUUUUUGGCCUCUACGCGCGAAUACCAGCACCCGUGCCCUACGUUUCAGACCUGGAGGACAGACCGACCAGGAUAA